This is a messenger RNA of Scophthalmus maximus (turbot), 3369 nucleotides long. RefSeq names its product solute carrier family 25 member 10b (gene slc25a10b). Bases 450 to 1310 code for a protein of 286 amino acids. Gene Ontology annotation, biological process: mitochondrial transport; malate transmembrane transport; succinate transmembrane transport. The record is from RefSeq and is a predicted model, not a curated record. Gene Ontology annotation, cellular component: mitochondrial membrane. Gene Ontology annotation, molecular function: antiporter activity; oxaloacetate transmembrane transporter activity; sulfate transmembrane transporter activity. Lineage: Eukaryota; Metazoa; Chordata; Actinopteri; Pleuronectiformes; Scophthalmidae. The transcript is spliced from 11 exons.
CGCAUGACACGGGUGAAAGUGGUGUGUGUGAGUUUGCGCCGCGCGGAGCUCCACCACGAUUUUCCUCGAUCCCCGCAGUCAACCUUUGUAUCUCGGGGCCCGCGGGCGAGUAGGUGGCUCCGCCGUCCACGGUGGCAAUUGGCUGCGCUCCUCGCUUGUGUCUACCGCUGCCUCCCAUUGCGCCUCACCCACCCGGCAGACGAGCGCGCGCGCACGCACACACAUCGACGCGUUUCACGUGUGGACGCGCACAUCAUGUGGCGCGGGGGUGCGCGAUGCUACCGCAGCUCAAAGUCCUCCGGUCCGCGGUGCAGUCGACUCGUGAAGAUUAACGAGGAGGUCGCCCGGCCGCUGUAGACCGCCAGCCGCUGCCCGCUGCGCGCCCUGCCGGGCCACGAGGAAGUCCCCGCUUGCCUGCUGCGUCGGACGACGGCGGAGGGAACGGCACCAUGGCCGAGAGGCGGAUGUCGCGGUGGUACUUCGGGGGGCUGGCGUCCUGCGGAGCCGCCUGCUGCACGCAUCCCCUGGACCUCAUCAAGGUACACCUGCAGACACAGCAGGAGGUGAAGAUGAGGAUGGUGGGAAUGGCCGUCCAUGUGGUGAAGAAUGACGGGGUGCUGGCUCUUUACAGUGGCCUCUCUGCUUCCCUUUGUCGACAGAUGUCCUAUUCCCUCACCAGAUUUGCUAUCUAUGAAACAGUGAGGGACAUGAUGGGCAGCACAAGCCAGGGCCCUAUGCCCUUCUACCAGAAGGUCUUGCUGGGAGCCUUUGGAGGUUUCACUGGUGGAUUUGUUGGUACGCCGGCAGACAUGGUUAAUGUCAGGAUGCAGAAUGACAUGAAGCUACCACCAGAACUGAGGAGGAACUACAAACAUGCCAUUGAUGGGGUCUUCAGAGUCUUCAGAGAAGAGGGUGUCAGGAGACUCUUCUCAGGAGCCACCAUGGCCUCCAGCAGAGGAGCGAUGGUCACUGUUGGACAGUUGGCAUGUUAUGACCAGGUCAAGCAGCUCGUGUUGGGAACAGGGAUGAUGGGCGAUGGCAUGCCCACACACUUUCUAUCCAGCUUCAUUGCUGGAGGCUGUGCUACGUUCUUGUGUCAACCUCUGGAUGUGCUAAAGACGAGACUGAUGAACUCAAAGGGAGAGUACACGGGUGUGACACAUUGCUUACGAGUGACUGCCAAGCUGGGUCCACUAGCAUUUUACAAGGGUCUCGUCCCAGCUGGGAUCCGCUUGAUUCCCCACACAGUGCUCACGUUCGUCUUCCUCGAGCAGCUGAAGAAACACUUUGGCAUUCGUAUCAUCUCCUAAGCAAACUGCGUGUGCUUUGGCUCCUCCAUCUGCUCUACCUCCGUCUCACGGCAAGAAGCGAAAUGAUGUUGAUAAGUGAGAGGGCCAGCUGCUGGAAGGGAUGAAUACAGAGACAACAAAUGAUUGCCCCUGCUGGCGUGAUACUUUUAUACUGACCUUCCACAUUUAGAGAAAAUGAGCUCCAUCAGAUGUUAAUGUAGUUGACAGGUACAGUUGGUAUGGCUGAGACGUAGUGUGAGAAGAUGAGGACACUGGAAGUGUGAAAGUAGGGGAACCCCCCCCCGGCGAUGGGCUCUAACUACUACUCAUUUUCUAGAGUAAUAUUUUGAGAGUAGAAUAGUAGACCUAACAUUCUCUUUUAUUCAAAUUUUUCUUAUAUUUGAUUUGAUUGUAGAACAAUAAUUGUAUUUCCUGUGACGUAGAUAAUGGCAAAAACUUACAGGAUCGCACGUUUUAGUACAUAUAAUCAUGGGCGAGAUAUGUACUUUAAUUGACCUUAAGUCAAGUGCAAGUAGUGUAAAAUGUUCUAAAUCUGGUAUAUGAAAUGCUGUUGGCCAUUCAGAUUAAUAUAAAAAUAGUGAAUGUUGCUGCGUUUUAAUAUGACUCAGUACUCAGUAUUCUGAUGGACUUCCAGUGUCCCUGCAGGGGAGACCACAGCUAUUCAUCUGUCGUGAUGAUGAGACUGAUUGCUGAUCAGAUUUUGUGAUUUUUUAAUCUCUGCACUUUGUUCUUUAAGUCCAGUCCACCAGUGGUGUACGGAGCCGUCAGAGCUCACACCAGGGUUAUAACAAUCUUUGACUGUGGUUUAAAUAGUUAGUGCCAGGAAUGUGAAUCUUAUAGUCCUCUACAAUACUUGAUUGUUUUCAUAUGAGCGCAAGACAUUGUGUGUGAUUUACUUGUAAAGUUGUAAACACAGUGUAGCCUUGUCAUCAGUGCCGUUCUUACCAAAUCUAUAAUAUUUCCCCAAUAAGCCAUUACUGCAUGACGGAUCAAGCUGAUAUGUAAGUUAUCAUUCCCAACAGUGGUGACCAAAUGUGAUACACCUGGAAUUUUGCAGUUUAACACCAGAUUUCUUUUUUUUUUUUGCCACUUGCGAGUUAAAAUUUCAGUAACUUUUUACCUGAUUAUCCUUUAAUUCAUUCCACCGCUACUUUCACUCUUAAAUCUCCCGGGGGGAGAGGACCAAGCUUGUCCGUCUUGUGCUUUUAAGUGGAGGAGGGAGUUAGUGGGGGAAACUGUGAAGCAAGCGUGAGCAGUGUGUGGGAGCUCCAUCUGUCAGUGGCACCGAUCCCAGUGAAAUUGUGAAUGACCACUUGAUAUCUUAGUUCUUACUGUUUGAAUGGAGAAGCCUGUAAAGAAAUGUUGUACACUACAAGUGUCCAUGUAGUAUACUCACCUCUAUUGUUACUGUUUCAUCUAGUCGAAUGGAUGUCAGACUUUAUGACUCAGGAUGCUACUCUGUUUUAUGAGCCACUUUACAGAAAAUACCCGGACUCCUACUGACUAACCUUCUGCCUAGAGACACCCGCUUUAAACUAGAAAAUAUUGUAUGAAUAAAAAUAGAAAUCUAUUUUAAUUUGUUUUAAAAUGUAGUUAGUGGUCCCAGAUGUUUUGUGCCUCUAGGCGUUAUUUUCCAUGAUGACUUUGACUUUGGUUCAGUGAAAUUAGGCAUUCUCUGUGCUGUGCCUGCUCUGUUUACAGAGACCAUGUCAAGUAAUGUUGCCUUACAGUAUCUGUCCUGCAGGGGGUAGUAUAGUAAUGUGUGAAAUAUCUUCUCUUAUGCGUCCUAGCGAGUCCUGUUCCUCCAUCCUAGGAUACAUUCAAAAAGAGAGUCACAAUGCCUCUAGAUGACUCUAUUUCCCUGCAUGUUCAAUUAUGAGUUCCUUGAUAGUGUGAGGUACCAAUACUGUAGAUCAGCCAUAAUACUGCUAAUGUUAACCCCGACUUUAUUCAUAUACAUGGAAAUUCACCUGGAGGGACCCACAAUUCUGGGUGUUGCGAAUAUGCAUUUUAUCAGAUCGGUAACAAAGGAUGUUGGAAUUAAAAUACUAAUGGGAAA